GCGGACGUCACGUCAUCAAUGUUGGCGGUAUUUUGAAAAAGGAGUGUCUGUUGUUGUGACCCGCGUCGUGGAGGAAAAACUGUGAAAAAUACUGAAUAUGGCUGACGUGGAGCCGGCAGCAGGGCUGUCAGAGGCCGCUCACAGUGAGCUGCUGGAGCUGUGCGAGGAUCAGUUUGCUCUGCUGGAAAAGAUUCAGAAUGAGCUCAUACUGAGUGAGCCAGAUUUCUGUGAGAGUCCACAAGAGCAGUCAGUAAAUCGACUGAUGACAACAGAAGCUGAACUGAAGCAGUGGCUGACAGUGGAGCCAAAAUUGCUGGCAGCAAAUUCAGAAGUUUUACUUCAAGCUGGGAAAGAGGAGAUGCUCAAGCUGUGCUCUGAACUUGAGAUGGUUGUUUCUUGCUACGAAGCAAAGAGAGACAAACUGAGAGAAACUAAAGAACUUGAACAGAAGUGGCUGGAGGAGAAGAAACAGGCGCUGAUGGCUGCCAAUGAUCAUGUUGAACGACUUCAAAAGGAAAAGGAGAAAUUAUCAGAGCUCAGUGUAUUGCAGGACACCAAAGCGAAAAUCCAGAAAAUGAAGGUCUAUGAGGAAAGGUUGAUGGAAUCUCUGGGAGACAUACUGGAGAAACAUGUCCCUCUCCCUCAGAGUGAAUCCAGUACAAACAAGAAGAAAAAGAUCAUUACCCAGGAGUUAGAUGAAGACCUGAUUUCACUUAAUGAAAUUCUGGAGCUUCUCAUGAACAAGGUCUUGAAUGCACCACACGACCCCUACGUGACAAUAGACAACACAUUCUGGCCACCGUACAUAGAGAUGCUACUUCGCUAUGGUAUUGCAGUGAGGCACCAAGAGAAUAACUUCAAGAUCCGCCUGGAAACAUUUUGUUAAGGCAGCGAUGCAUUAGGCAUCUCAGGCACCUCUUAUCUGCUAAUGUUUCUAAUGUUAGUCUGCUUGUAUAGUGCUAUCAUUAUGUAAAUGUAUGUAAGCUGAUAUGAAGACAUAACUGUGCUGGGAAAGCAUUAAGGCUUGUGAUUUACUGUAUGUGUAUGUCUAUCACAUGUAUGCUUCAUAUAAGUAUUUUUUAGGUUAAGAAUUUUUGUAUGUAAGUAACCAUGGGUCCUUUUUACAAAGCUGAGAACUCACAUUUAAUUUAUGAAAGUAUUACUACUUUUUUUGACAAAGUACUGCCAAUUUCAUGUAAACUCAUAUCAAAUCUGUUGAAAGUCUUUUCUUACUUAUAUAGUUACUUUGAUUCUAUUUUCAUAGAUAUUUUAAUUGGCAAGGAUGAAAAAGCAACCAGCAAUAUAUGUGUUCUUUUAAUUGGUUAUUUUAAAGUUCUUCAUGUUUUUUUAAAAGUUGAUUUCCUGAUGCUUUCACAUGCCCCAGAUGGUGUACUGUAAAUAUGUAGAUUUAGUUAAUUUGUUUGUUUGUAUAUAUUUUUUUGUAAUGUUCAAUAAACUUUGGAACUUUCUGCA
Messenger RNA from Dicentrarchus labrax (European seabass), 1473 nucleotides. It is a transcript of the gene cenpk, whose product is annotated as centromere protein K. The record is from RefSeq and is a predicted model, not a curated record. Gene Ontology annotation, cellular component: nucleus. The transcript is spliced from 10 exons. Bases 98 to 886 code for a protein of 262 amino acids. Lineage: Eukaryota; Metazoa; Chordata; Actinopteri; Moronidae. Gene Ontology annotation, biological process: mitotic sister chromatid segregation; kinetochore assembly.